Messenger RNA from Anneissia japonica, 1412 nucleotides. RefSeq lists its product as uncharacterized. Lineage: Eukaryota; Metazoa; Echinodermata; Crinoidea; Comatulida; Comatulidae. The coding region runs from base 84 to 1412 and encodes 442 amino acids. The transcript is spliced from 4 exons. The record is from RefSeq and is a predicted model, not a curated record.
AGUGCUGAGACAUGUUAAUCAAUUAACUUAAACAAUAAUAUUGAUUGACGUGGAUAGCAAUCAUCUGCAAAAGUUCACAAUUGAUGUCCUGCCAAACUCAUAACAACAUGUACGGAGGUGGUGAAAGUAAAUUCCUAUUGUUACUGGUUUUAAGCUGGACUCAUACAGUCCAAGCGACCUGUCCAGAUUACAAUGGAGAAACACCGAUUGCCAGAGAGCAUAUAUCUGACGGCACACGGACAGGAGUACAUGUUGGGAAUCCGAUAACUUGUGACGGGUUUGUAACAGGUUGGCGGUUCUUUCCGACCAGGGCUGUAGAGUUUAUCGCUCUGGUGAUGCGCCCGUACGCCGCUGCUGACAACCAAUACGCUGUAGUUGGACGGACCAUAAUACCAGCGCAACAAGUAUUGAAUCAGAUUCGCGAGUUUACGCUGCAGGAAUCGGAUUGGAUUCCAGUGCGAAGUGGCGACAGUAUCGGAAUCAAGUUCGAUGUAUCUCCGAUACCGUACGGUAAUAGCGAUACUCCGUUUUUAUUUACUACAUCGAUUAGUAAACAUGAAUUGUUACUUGGAACUGUUCACAACAUUGAUGAGUUAUACAUGGAAACGUAUUCAUUCCAGGCUGUGUUAAAAGAUUCGUAUUUACCAUGUCACGUUAUCAGCUGGCCACUUAUGAAGACGACGACUCUUGUUGCAUAUCUAUCGAAAAUUUGGAUGGAUGAUUGGAACAAGAUUAAGUGUCCUGGUACGAUCACUGGAUGGCGGUUUAUGGCAGGUGGACCUGGAGACAUCAUCGCUUUAGUUUACAGAGCGGUGGACGCCGACAAUAACAUUUACGAAGUCGUUGGUAAAACAAUGAUUCCGUCACCAGUAGAGCGCGAUGUAGUUACAGAAUUCAAGCUAUCAUAUUCUCAGCAAAUAAGCGUAGUACCUGGAGAUAAAAUCGGCCUGACCUACACAGACUCUGCGUUGUACGUACUUAGGGUGUACUCUAAGGGGGCAUCGAUUUAUAAACAUGCAGUCAAGCCCGAUCAAAUUGAGAUUGGGACUGAAAUUACCUUUACAAGUUAUAAUACCCGUCGGUUCAUGUUUGACGCGGUUUUAGAUGUUGAAAAACCGAAUGAUCUACACCGGUCCACAGUGAUUGCAAACGAUCACAAACUACAAAAUAAUAAUAUUGAAAGUACGACGAGCAAAAGUAUGGGGACCUGUGUCAUUAAAUGCGUUGAGAACGAACAAUGUAAGUCAGUCAACUACAACCAGAAUCACAUGACAUGCGAACUUAAUGACGCAACAAGGGAAGAGGAUAAUGGAAACUUUGUAGCAGAGGAUGGCGAACGGUACAUAGAAAUGAGUCGUUCAAUAACGGUAAUCUUACUUCGAGAGCUACCAAUACCACUACUGCAACAAUAG